UCAGAGUUGACUGAAACAUGUGGUUAGACAUGGCCGCGCCCUGCUGGCACUGAGGACCGUGACUGUUGACCAGGGGAUGGAAACAGUUUAGCGAUUAUUUAAAAGCUUAUUCGUGGAUCAACAUGGCAGAUAAUGCUAUGCUUGUGAAAGACAUAGGCCAAGGCCAGAAAGCAUCCAGGGCAUUGAUUAUUGAAAUGCUGGAUAAGAAGUUUCAAAGGCUCCCUGAUAUCGAUAGGAAACUGUUUUCGUAUGGCCCCAUAUAUUUGGCUGGCAACGCUGGAUUUUCUGGUUUGAUAGCCAACAGCUUUUACAGACGGGCACUCAAUGUCACCCAAGGACGAUUUACUUCCAGCCUUCCCAUGGCUGUUCUUCCCUUUUUGACAACUGCAGUACUGUACACUGCCACCGUCACAAACCCCCUAAUGUCAGGUGACCUGAACUGCCCAACCUGUACCCUGAUAAGAGGGGGUUUGGUGGGUGUGAUUGGUGGUGGCAUAUAUCCUAUUUUGUUGGCCUUGCCUGUUAAUGCUGGUCUUGCAGCCAGGUAUAACAGUGCACCUAUGCCAGAGAAGGGCAACAUGAUCCGCUUCUGGAUGAACCUAAGCAAACCCAUUGUACAGAAGAUGUAUGUUGUUCUACUACUGCAGGGUUUGUUUGGAACCUACUUGAGCUCAAAGCACUUUGAUAUCUACCUAAAAAUUUUGAAAAUACCAGAUUCUGACAGUGAAGAGCUUAAUGGUUAGCAGAUACUGUUAAUAUUUUACAUUAUCAAUCUUUGUUAAAAAUAAAACAUGCUCAUCCAGUACUAUGAUUUGUUUUUGAUGCCUUUUCCAACACAAAGAACCAUCACAGGUCAAUAGAUUUUGUCUCGUAUAACUUUGUGUCUUUUCCACAAAUGACCUAAAUCACUAGUUAAGGUAUUUAUAUUUUAUUUCUUUAAAUGUAAUUAUACCAAGAAACAUUACCUACCAUUUGUGUUUGUCUAAAAUGUAAAGAAAAGAAAAUAAAGUGGAUAAAAAGUGGUGUA
Molecule: messenger RNA, 1027 nt
Organism: Pimephales promelas (fathead minnow)
Lineage: Eukaryota; Metazoa; Chordata; Actinopteri; Cypriniformes; Leuciscidae
Gene: tmem126a
Product: transmembrane protein 126A
Biological process (GO): mitochondrial respiratory chain complex I assembly
Cellular component (GO): mitochondrion
Source: RefSeq, a predicted model, not a curated record